AUGCCACCCACAAUUCAGGCGCAUGAAUUUAAGGCACACUGCCGUACCACGCCAAAGGACGAUGAGGAUGAGACGGAUGUACAUAUGCGUAGCAAAACGCGAUACGCCGAUGGCACAGUUAAAUUACGCAACCCUAAUAUUGAACUUAUGGAUCAGGAUAUCUUAUAUCACGUAGCGCUGGGUAGCGAGAGUCACGAUCUGAGGGAAAUGUUUGGCGAUGUUAAGUUCGUUUGCAUGGGCGGCACACCAAAGCGCAUGGAGAACUUCGCACAUUUCAUUAUGGAUGAGAUCGGCUAUAAGCUGCCCGCUGGAACACAGCUGCAGGAUAUUAGCGAGUUUUCGUACCGCUAUUCCAUGUACAAAGUCGGUCCGGUGCUAUGCGUCAGUCACGGCAUGGGCACCCCCUCGAUUAGCAUACUGAUGCACGAGGUUAUCAAGCUGAUGUACCAUGCCAAAUGCAUUGAUCCCAUAUUCAUACGCAUCGGCACCUGUGGCGGCAUUGGCGUCGACGGCGGCACCGUCAUCAUCACUGAAGAUGCUUUGGAUGGGCAUUUGCGCAACUCUCACGAGUUUACAAUUCUGGGCGAGACUGUGCAUCGCCCGGCUAAGCUGGAUAAGAAGCUGGCACGUGAACUGAAAUCGCUAGCCAGUGCCGAUGAUCCCUAUGACACCAUCAUUGGCAAGACGCUGUGCACAAAUGACUUCUAUGAGGGUCAAGGACGUCUGGAUGGCGCCUUCUGUGAGUUUACCGAAACCGAUAAGAUGAACUAUCUGGAGAAGCUGCGCGACAACGGCGUCGUCAACAUCGAAAUGGAGAGCACCAUCUUCGCAGCGCUAACACAUCAUGCGGGCAUCAAAGCAGCCGUUGUUUGCGUUGUGCUCCUGAAUCGCCUAAAUGGGGACCAGGUCAAUGCGCCCAAAGAGGUUAUAAAUGAGUGGCAACAGCGUCCACAGAUACUCGUCUCCAGGUAUAUACGCAAGGUGCUCGCCCAGCAUGGCCAACUGAAGUCGCUGUUCGGGCAUCAUGGAUCCAUAAAGUCGCCGAGGCGCUUCAAGCUGGUACAGCAGGAAUCACAGGCCCAUGAUUAGAGCUAGCAGCCAAAUACAAAAGAUCAUUGCAUAUACAUCGGAUAUAUGAUUUCAAGUUACCUUUUGACUCAUAUGUCAAACCAACUCUCAUGUAUACAAAUAUUCCUUUAAACACUCCAUAGUUUAAUUCACUUUAAGUUCUUAUUUUAUUUCCCCAUAUGUGUAUCUAUGUACUAUAUACGUAUAUCCACUUCCUCAUUAGCUUAUUUAAAGACAAGCAUAUUGCAGGUAUUGGCGUAUUAACGCUUAAAGCUGAAAGAACUUAUCCAAACUAAAUAUUAACAUAUUAUAAAUAAUAACAAACUCAAUGUGACGUUGUGUUUCAAUAUAAACUAAAUCAAAUUGUUGUUAAUCGCAUCGCUAAUUGCAACUUUGGUAAUAAAUAAAAUGCAAAAAAAAAAAAUUGUUAAUCGUUAUGUUGCAUAUUCCAAAUGAGGCAAACCAAAUAUUAAUUAUAUGUAUUUCAAAUCGUAAUAUAAAAUUUCGUAAAUUAUUCUAUUACACAUAUUGUGCUGUAAUUCCAAAAACAAUUGUUGUGCGGAUUCGCAUGUUGCUAAUCAUACGCUAUAUUAACAAAAGUUGCUCUUAUUCAAUUCCAAAAAAAAAAAAAAAAACCAAAAAAAUUAAAAAUCAAGUUGUACACGUAAAAAUUCAGCUGAAGCAAAUAUAAAAUCGGUUUAAAUGAAA
Drosophila virilis is the source of this 1776-nucleotide messenger RNA. RefSeq names its product uridine phosphorylase 1. Lineage: Eukaryota; Metazoa; Arthropoda; Insecta; Diptera; Drosophilidae. The record is from RefSeq and is a predicted model, not a curated record. Gene Ontology annotation, molecular function: uridine phosphorylase activity. Gene Ontology annotation, biological process: uridine catabolic process; nucleotide catabolic process. Gene Ontology annotation, cellular component: cytosol; cytoplasm.